AUGAAGAGCAUCUUCUUGGUGCUUGGCACUGUGAGCGGCCUGUCCUCCAAGGGCUGGGAAUUUCCUCCCGAUCCCGCCAAAGUCGCUUUGCCCGCAGUGCCCGCGGUACGAAAUGCCGGAAAAGACGGCAUGCCGGAGCUGCCAUCUUUGGAUGACAUCAUGAGCCCCACCUCCCAAACCAUGUUUGGCAUCCGCUCCAAAGCCAAACAGCUCGAGGCGAAGAUGCUCAAGAUCGAGCAUGAGAACAGCCUGCGCCUCCAGCGCCAGAAGGCGGUCUUCGACCGCAAGUUGAAGGAGCAAGAAGCCAAGAACCAAGGUGUGGCCAAGGAGAAUGCCGAUCUGGCCAAGAGCAUCAUGCAGCUGAAGCAGAAGAACGAGGGCACCCUCGCCAAGUCCAAGACGCUGCGCGAGGCCAUCGCGCUGCGCAAGUCGGAGGUCAAGAACAUGCAGGAGCAGCUCGCGGCCGUGCAGCAAUACAUGGUGGAGAUGUUGCAAGACACAGAGGAGAGCAAGGCGCCGGAGCUCGCGAUCUUGGACCAGGUGAAGGAGUCCGAGAGACCCGGCCUCUCGGGCCUCUCCUUCCUUGAGGUGGACGAGGAGCCCGAGGAGGCCCUGCCGGACAAGGCAGAGGGAGGAGAGCCAGAGAACCCGGAGAACCUCCUUGGUGUGCUUGCAGACGGCGUGAAGAACAUGAAGCAGCAGGGGGCGGUGACCUCCAAUCGCUUGAAGUCGCUCUUCUUGUCCAGCUUGCAGGAUGGCGUGAAGCGUCGGAAGGCCCUGAAGGCGCAGCAGAAGGUCUUGCAGCAGACGAUGACCACCAUGAAGUCCUACGAGGCACGGCUCGGAAAGGCCGAGGAGCGCCUGACCUCGACCAAGCAGACCUUGGACAAGCACCUCCAUGACGCGGGGCUCUUCCUCAAGAAGCUCUCGCAGCUUCUGCUUGCGAAGCCGGAAGAUGGCCAGAGAGAGCUGGCGGCCCUGCAGACAAGCCAUUCCCUCUGUUCACCUGGGUACCGCCUGCAGGGCUCCCGAGGCGUGAAGAGAAAAUUGGGUGGGAGGCACACAUCGAAGACUGAGUCCCUCCAAGAUCUGAAUGCCAGACGCCGGCUGGAUGUCGAGAGGCAGCUGACUCGGAUUUUCGUGCCCAUCCCGCGUCCGCACGAGCACCUUCCACUCUACUGCCAGCGGCUCAAUGCAGAUCUCACUGUCACCACGAGGCAGGUGCGGAAGAAUAAGGCUGCAAAACCUGAGCAGAUUUUGUUUGUGGAGAUUGACAGCGCCCAUCAGCUGGAGAUGCUGACGCUGUGCAACCAUUACUCCUCGCUAAUGCGACCUUUCGUGCAAGCAGGUGAAACCGAGAUCGGCGCAAUCUUGACACGGCCUGCCUUCUGCAGAAUGUUGAUCGAGCUCGCCUUUGCUGAUACCCACGGGGGCAUCAUGUAUCACACCGCCAUCGACAUCUUCGACGGCCUAGCUGCCCAGCACUCCGUAAAAGGCUCGCCGCUCACGGGGGCGACUGUCCUUGGCAUCCCGGUCGACGACCACAGCGAUCGGAUCAUUGGGCUUUUUGCCAACAUCUUGGCACAAGCCGCUCGCGAGAGCAAGCACGGCGUGACGGCCGAUGAGUUCAAGGCGCAUCUUUUCGAUUGCCUUAUGCCAGCUGCAGAGCGGAAGUUUCGCCGGAGGCAGAGACACAUCGCCGCGCAGCUGGCGUAUGGCAAGGACAUCUACCGGAUGCCGCUGGGGGCAACCGGGCCUCAAAUGGAAGAAGAGCUGGACGUCCUGGAGGGGAAGGCAGACAAGGGCGAUCCUUUCGCCCGGAACGCGACCAAGACUCGUUCCAACAACGGGCGCGACAUCCAGGAGGGCUUCAGCCUGCCACCGGCAGUGACACAAAGCUGGCCGAUGGCGCGGCACAGGUCCAGCGGAGGCAUCCCUCCUGCGGUAGAGAUCGACGCUCGGAACAUCUCGAAAGGGACGACGAGUUGGUCGGAGGAACAAAGUGAGGUUAUGUCUCCCGUGAAUCGUGACGACUUGAGCGUCAUCUCAGAGCCCGAGGAAGAUGACGAUGGUAACCAGGAGCCCAAGAGCAUGGUGCACCUUGUGACCGGAACCUAUGGGGAGUACUUAUAG
Symbiodinium natans is the source of this 2133-nucleotide messenger RNA. NCBI's taxonomy places the organism in Eukaryota, Dinophyceae, Suessiales, Symbiodiniaceae. The record is from the annotation of a GenBank genome assembly.